AUGUUGAUUCCUGUACAGACGAUAAGCUAUUGUAAGCAACAGCCUGGGCGAGGCAGUCCUCAGGGUCAUUGGCGGGUUAAAGCUGUUUUGGGUGACAAAAUUAGAUCCGGUCAACAGGCUGCACCACCCAGCCCACCUAAGCCGGUCAUGCCAACCCCUAAAGAAAGGAACUGCAAACCAAGAAGUUGGAAGUUGGAACCACUCGACCUAUUCAAAGAUCUGAAAGUUGAAGUGACGAUAGAACUAGGCACAAGUGCUUUGGAAGAUUUGGCAGAGAGUAAAGCCAUUGAUGGAAACACUCCGUAG
Ilex paraguariensis (yerba mate) is the source of this 306-nucleotide messenger RNA. The record is from the annotation of a GenBank genome assembly. NCBI's taxonomy places the organism in Eukaryota, Viridiplantae, Streptophyta, Magnoliopsida, Aquifoliales, Aquifoliaceae.